AUGUCUGUGAGACUCGUCGCCACCGACGACUGGUGCCCAUCAUCGAUGACGGAGCGCCGGCUGUUGGAGCUCGAGAGGGAGGGGCUUCUGCGCCCCCGCACUUCAUCGUCGCAGCCGGAGUGGAUUGCGCCGGCAGCGGACCACCGGGACCCCAGGCCGCCCACUGGCUAUGUGGGGCCGAUCGACGUUCGGUCCUCGAGGCCUCCAGUAAAGGAGGACGAGGUCGACCGCAACAAGCGGCGCCAGUCCGCUGAGAAGCAGAAGUCCACAAAGGACUCAGAAAAGAAGAAAGAGAAGACGAAAAAUCUCGACCGCCAAGCGUUGAAGCGGACGCUCGAGCAGGCUCAGCCCUCGAUGGCUAAGAGGCUCAAGGUGGGAGCGGCUUCCAAGGAUUUGGGCUCCUCCGAUCCUCGACCGCCGACCGGUGCUGAGAGCGCCCCGCCCCGUCCCCUGGCAGGUAAGUCUGCCCCAUCGUCGCCAAAGCGGGUCGAGGCGCCUCGCCCCCAAGGGCAGGAGGGAGCCCCCGAGCCUCCCCGGUCGGGGGUUGAGGUAGAUCCUAUCACUAUAAGUGACGGGUCUGGCGGCGAUGGGUCUUCGAGGGACGCCCGCCCUAUGGACGAGGAGAUCGAGGCCUCUCCCACCGCGAGGCGGACACCUUGGCCCGUCGGGCUCCACUCUGUUGAAGAGCAGAGGAAGAAAGAGGAAAAAGAGCGUGAGCAGAAGACGCGGCAACAGCCGCAGGAGGAACAGCAGCUGCAGCUGAAAGGAGGAGAGGAGGGGCAGCCAUCAGCAGGUCCCCAGCUCGAGGAGCUGCUGGAGCAGGACCGUCGCCAGGGGCCGCAGGAGCCCUAG
Sorghum bicolor (sorghum) is the source of this 852-nucleotide messenger RNA. RefSeq names its product hepatoma-derived growth factor-related protein 2-like. The record is from RefSeq and is a predicted model, not a curated record. Bases 1 to 852 code for a protein of 283 amino acids. The transcript has 4 exons. Lineage: Eukaryota; Viridiplantae; Streptophyta; Magnoliopsida; Poales; Poaceae.